GUCAUGUUUUUGGGUUGUGAUCAGCUCUGAUACUUAUUCUUGUUUCUGAGUAUUGUAAACCCAGUUGCAUAUUUCAGUCAGCUCUAUAUACAUAACCCAGGAGUUGGAGCCAUGACUGAAGUAGAUGGGAUCAAGGCUCCGGAGAAGCUUGAGGGGCAUUUUAAAGCUAUGGCAAUAUGUUGGCUCCUGGGACUAGGGUCCUUAGUCGCAUGGAACAGUGUUCUGACCAUAGGAGAUUACUAUGGAAUAUUGUUUCCGAAUUACCAUCCUUCAAGGGUUCUCACCCUCGUUUAUCAACCAUUUGCAUUUAUCUCUAUGGGAAUACUAGCAUACAAGGAAGCAACCGUCAAUACCAGAAAGAGGAUCUUAGUUGGAUACUUCCUCUUCUUUGUUGGUACCUUGAUGAUGAUAGUAGUGGAUGUUGCUGCAUCCGGCGGCGGAGGAAUUGGACCUUAUAUUGGUAUAUGUGCAAUGGUUGGUGUAUUUGGGGUUGCGGAUGGCCAUGUUCAGGGUGGAGUCAUUGGUGAUUUAUCCUUGAUGCGCCCUGAAUUCAUGCAGUCUUUCUUUGCUGGCUUGGCUGCAUCAGGUGCUCUAACCUCGGCCUUGAGGCUGAUUACAAGGGCUGCCUUUGAGAAGUAUCAUAAUGGUCUUCGCAAGGGAGCAUUGAUGUUCUUGGCCCUUUCCACAUUCAUCGAGUUCUUGUGCAUAUAUAUGUAUGCAAGCUACUUCUCCAAGUUACCUAUAGUAAAGUACUACCGCUCAAAGGCAGCCUAUGAAGGCUCCAAAACUGUAAUGGCUGAUCUUGCUGCUGGUGGAAUCCAAACACAAGUAGACAUAGAAGCAAUUCCACAACGAUUGACCACCAAGCAACUAUUCAUUCAGAAUUAUGAUUAUGCACUCGGCUUGUUUCUGAUAUAUGCACUGACAUUAUCGAUCUUCCCUGGUUUCCUUUUUGAAAACACCGGAGAACACAAAUUGGGCACAUGGUAUCCCCUUGUUCUGAUUGCAAUGUACAAUGUGUUGGAUCUAAUAUCAAGAUACACACCACUUAUACCAUGCUUGAAGAUUGAAAACAGAAAGGGCCUCAUGAUCGCAAUUGGACUGCGUUUUCUCUUUGUUCCUGCAUUCUACUUCACAGCAAAAUAUGCUGACCAAGGUUGGAUGAUCCUGCUCACCUCAUUGUUGGGUUUUACCAAUGGUCAUCUUACUGUUUGUCUCAUGACAGUGGCACCGAAAGGUUACACGGGACCUGAGCAGAAUGCCUUGGGCAAUGUCCUUGCUUUCUGUCUUAUGUGUGGCAUAUUUGCUGGGGUUCUACUUGAUUGGUUGUGGAUCAUUGGCAAUGGUAAAUUUUGAAAAGCCAAAUGAGGAAAUAAAGUUGCUAUUGGAAUGGUAAUCUCAUGCUUGGAUGAAUACCAGAAGGCUAUCAAGUGCUGUGCAUGUAUAUUGGUUUUAAGAAUACUGGUAGAAAGAUUAGAUAUCUAGAUGCUGAAUUGUUUGAAGAACUACAUGCACUCUUAAUUGUAAAUAGGUAUUUUCAAUUUUUAUAAGCUCAAAUCUCGACCAAUUCCACCCAAAUCCGAUGUACCUGGCCCAGAGGCCCAGAUAUACAUGUCAUAUUUCUUCAGAAACCAAGACCCUGUUGUUAAUGUCACAAGGAGGUUUAUGGCAGAG
Argentina anserina (silverweed cinquefoil) is the source of this 1674-nucleotide messenger RNA. RefSeq names its product equilibrative nucleotide transporter 3-like. Gene Ontology annotation, biological process: nucleoside transmembrane transport. The transcript is spliced from 10 exons. The record is from RefSeq and is a predicted model, not a curated record. NCBI's taxonomy places the organism in Eukaryota, Viridiplantae, Streptophyta, Magnoliopsida, Rosales, Rosaceae. Gene Ontology annotation, cellular component: plasma membrane. Gene Ontology annotation, molecular function: nucleoside transmembrane transporter activity. Bases 112 to 1356 code for a protein of 414 amino acids.